AUGGCUUUUAACUCACCAGACGAUAUACAAGUGACAUGUCGUUGUAUUCCCUCAUGGAAUCGAGUCCCCAACACCUCGAUCCAAUCAAAACCCGUCAUGGUAUACCACGGCGCCUUCAACGCCACAGCCGGAGAGCUCUCGCGACGCUUGGAAUCGAUUGGGGAAGUCGUCCCUCAGUGGGUAUAUACCAUGUAUAGCCAGACCCAUUUCCACUCCACCACCCACGAGGUUCUCGGGGUCGUUGCGGGACGCGCACGCCUGUGCUUUGGAGGCGAAGAGAACCCCGAGCGAUUCGAGCCGACGGUUCAGUGCGGUGACUUGAUCAUCGUUCCUGCUGGAGUAGGGCACAGACUCUUGGAUGAUGAAGGUGAUGUAUCGUUCAAAAUGGUCGGUUCAUACCCUCCGCAGAAAGAGUGGGACAUGUGUUAUGGGCAGCCAGGCGAAGAAGCAAAAGUGCAGGGCAUCCGGAAUUUGGAGUGGUUCCACCAAGAUCCUCUGUACGGAGAAGAUGGCCCUGCUCUGCAUGUAUAG
Penicillium cinerascens is the source of this 531-nucleotide messenger RNA. Its product is annotated as cupin domain-containing protein. The transcript has a single exon. NCBI's taxonomy places the organism in Eukaryota, Fungi, Ascomycota, Eurotiomycetes, Eurotiales, Aspergillaceae. The coding region runs from base 1 to 531 and encodes 176 amino acids. The record is from RefSeq and is a predicted model, not a curated record.